AAGCAGCGAGCGCCGGCAGAGGGGCGGGGAGAGGCGCUGACAAAUCAGCUGCGGGGGCGGUGAGCGGAGGAGAAGGAGGAGGAGAAAGAGGAAGAGGAGGAAGACCACGACAUCGAGAAGGGGACCCGACAGAGGGGGUGAGAGACCGAGUGCCGCAGCGCGGGGCGAGUGUGGUGUAAAGGAAUUCAUUAGCCAUGGAUGUAUUCAUGAAAGGACUUUCAAAGGCCAAGGAAGGAGUUGUGGCUGCUGCUGAAAAAACCAAACAGGGUGUGGCAGAAGCAGCAGGAAAGACAAAAGAGGGUGUUCUCUAUGUAGGCUCCAAAACCAAGGAAGGAGUAGUUCAUGGUGUGACAACAGUGGCUGAGAAGACCAAAGAGCAAGUGACAAAUGUGGGUGAGGCGGUGGUGACGGGGGUGACAGCAGUAGCACAGAAGACUGUGGAGGGAGCAGGGAGCAUUGCAGCUGCCACUGGCUUUGGCAAAAAGGAUCAGCUGGGCAAGAGUGAAGAAGGAGGCCCACAGGAAGGAAUUCUGGAAGAUAUGCCAGUUGAUCCUGACAAUGAAGCAUAUGAAAUGCCUUCUGAGGAAGGGUAUCAAGACUAUGAACCCGAAGCCUAAGAAAUACUUUUGCUCCCAGUUUCUUGAGACCUACUGACAGAUGUUCCAUCCUGUACAAGUACUCAGUUCCAACAUGCCCAGUCAUGACGUUUUCUCACAGUUUUUACAGUGUAUUUUAAACUCUUCCAUCAGCAGUAAUUGAAGUUAUCUGUACCUGCCCCUACGCAGCAUUUCAGUGCUUCCCUCUCACUGAAGUGAUUAUACGGUAGCAGGGUCCUUGUGUGCUAUGUGGAUAUUGUGGCUUCAAAUCUAAAAUGUUAAAUUAAAACACCUAAGUGACUACCACUUAUUUCUAAAUCUUCACUAUUUUUUGUUGCUGUUAUUGAGAAGUUGUGAUUUACUAUCAUAUAUUAUAAGAUUUCUAGGUGUCUUUUAAUGAUUAUUUCUGUUUAAAAAUAAUGAUGUGUUGUGAAAUUUGUUAAUAUAUAUAAUACUUAAAAACAUGUGAGCAUGAAACUAUGCACCUAUAAAUAUUAACUAUGAAAUUUUA
This is a messenger RNA of Mustela erminea (ermine), 1107 nucleotides long. It is a transcript of the gene SNCA, whose product is annotated as synuclein alpha. NCBI's taxonomy places the organism in Eukaryota, Metazoa, Chordata, Mammalia, Carnivora, Mustelidae. The transcript is spliced from 6 exons. Gene Ontology annotation, biological process: synapse organization; regulation of dopamine secretion; synaptic vesicle endocytosis. Gene Ontology annotation, molecular function: cuprous ion binding. Gene Ontology annotation, cellular component: cytoplasm; neuronal cell body; axon terminus. The record is from RefSeq and is a predicted model, not a curated record. Bases 195 to 617 code for a protein of 140 amino acids.